AUUUAUGCUGAACGCAACAAUAUGAGUGACGAAUCGAAGAUUGAUGAAAAAUUUGUUGCUUCAUGUCAGCCAGUCGGUAUUUUUAAUUAUUUUUUCAAAACAACUUCGUCAAGAUUACUACGUUUUUGUCGAUUGGAUAAAUUUUGCUAUAUUAGCAGCAAUUAAAGAUGGAUUACAUUGCUUCUGAAAAAGGGGACACGGCAGAAAAUCUAGACCCAAACUCUUCGGUAUCCAACGGCAGUUCAAAACCGAAUGUAGAAAAUAAACCAUGUAUUGAUAAUGGUAAAGCGCACGUCCAAGCUCCCACAGAGAUCGCAGCCUGUAGUUCAGAAUCAACAGAAGAUUCCGCACUAUGUGAGAUUCCGGAACAGAUCGAAUUUACUGUAGUUUUUAACAAAAAUAAACAUGACAUCACAUUUGCAUAUGAUGCUACUGUGUUAGAACUUAAGGCUCAUUUAGAAAGGAUAUGUGGCGUGCCACAAUCAGCACAGAAACUCAUUAUCAAAGGCAUGGCUCGAGAUAAUGUAACAUUGAGAAAUUCUGGAAUUGUUAAAGGCGGCAAAGUCAUGUUGGUUGGAUCCAAAAUGGAUGACAUUUUGGCUGUAAAAAGUGCUCCAAAGGAACUUCAAGAAGAGAAAAAUAAUAGUCAAUCAAGUAAAGAGCCGCUAAGUAUGCAAAAAAUCCAUAGGAAAGUUCUUGAUAAAGGUAUUCCACCAGAUGUGAUGCCUGGAAUCAAAGGUGUAAAGGAACCACUUCCACCAGUGCCAUUAAGUGGGAUGUUAAACAAACAUGGAGGUAAAGUGAGGCUCACAUUUAAACCAGAACAAGAUCAACUAUGGGUGGGUACCAAAGAACGCACCGAAAAGCUAGCCAUGACAUCUAUCAAAAGUAUCACAUCUGAACCUAUAAAGGAUCAUGAAGAAUAUCAUAUCAUGGGUUUACAGCUUGGUCCCACAGAAGCGUCAAGGUAUUGGGUGUACUGGGUACCUGCACAAUACGUAGAAGCCAUAAAAGAUGCAGUAUUUGGUGUCUGGCAGUUCUUUUAAAUAAAAUCCCUUGAAUCUGUCGACUACUAUCUACCGCCUGUGAGCGACUUGGGUAGUUGCAAUAUAUUUAAAAUUAUGGAUGUGAACCUUGUGCCCUAGCACACUUACGUGUAUAGUCCACAAUUUAUAUUUAGAAUUUCAUAUUAAUUAUUGACUUAUACAGUUUUACAGUAAUGAUAAGCUAAAUAUUUAGUGCUAGGGCUUUCUCUUAUAUAAACUCUACCAAAAUUAUUUAUAUAUUAUAUUUUAACCCUAAAUCUAUUUUUUUUUUUUAAACAUUAUCCUAAACCUUAUUAUCAUUUUAUAUAUUAUAUUAUUCCUGUAUCAAUAAAUUGGUACCGUUCAUUUUGUGAUAUAAUUAUGCUAUGUCAAUUAAAAAAUUGUCCAUUGAUAAUUUGACAUUGUCUGGUCAAGACAGAAUUAUAUUUUUUUGCUAUUGUAUAAUUGCAUUUUUUAAGCCUUUGGGUUUAUAGCUGUACAAUGUUGCCAAUAAUAGAAGAGCUGCUGCUACACUGGAGCAUUCAUAAGUCAUGAGCUUAUUGUCCCUCGUGUUUGGAAACCUGAUCUCGAUUUGAACUUUAUAAAAUUAACUUGCAGUGGAGGAUUGGGCCGAACACUGAGAAAAUUUCUAUCAUUUUUGGAAUCUUUUAUUAUAUUCUCUCAGAACUAAUUUUCAAUAUUUCUCAUAUGUAUCCCAAUCCUUCACCGUAAUUUGAGUAUAUAAUUAGAUAAAAUGUUUUAAACUA
This is a messenger RNA of Melitaea cinxia (Glanville fritillary), 1792 nucleotides long. Its product is annotated as ubiquitin domain-containing protein UBFD1-like. Bases 168 to 1046 code for a protein of 292 amino acids. Gene Ontology annotation, molecular function: cadherin binding; RNA binding. The record is from RefSeq and is a predicted model, not a curated record. The transcript is spliced from 6 exons. Lineage: Eukaryota; Metazoa; Arthropoda; Insecta; Lepidoptera; Nymphalidae.